AUGGAGGCAGCUAUGGCUGGAGCUUUUUCGUCCCAGAAGAUCAGCAUGAGCUUAGAAAUGGCCACUGUUCUCGAGUCUGUACCUCCUUCCCCAGAGAGCAAGACACCGGUAAAUCAAAACAAGCAAUCUGCCAAUAUACUCGGCUUUGAUUGGGCAGCUGUGAGAGAAAAGGAGAAAGAGGAAGAUAGAGUCAAUGCGGCUUUGGGAAGACCAGCCAACUGGCGACAAUAUAUAGGAACUGUCAACUCGACGCGACUCAGACUCACACGCGAAGAAGGCAACGUCUCCCUCCCCAUCGAAAGGAAUCGACGAAGCCCCCAAUAG
This is a messenger RNA of Sclerotinia borealis F-4128, 324 nucleotides long. Lineage: Eukaryota; Fungi; Ascomycota; Leotiomycetes; Helotiales; Sclerotiniaceae. The record is from the annotation of a GenBank genome assembly.